AUGGGUAGUAGGAAAACUGAAAAUGUUAAAAAUAAGAACAAGCAAGUGAAAAAAUCGCCUCGAAUUAAGGAAGCACCUGGUGUUUUAGCGCGAUUAUCGUUUUUUUGGACUUUUCCAUAUUUUUACUAUGGAAAUCGACGGGAUUUGGAAGAAUACGACUUAGUACGUGCUACGUCUAAGUACAACUCAAAAUUAGUGGGCGACAAUUUAGAAAGGAAUUGGCUACAAGAAGAGGCGGCAGCUAAGUCUACCGGUAGGAAACCAUCCUUUAAAAAAUGUCUUGCGAAGACAUUCUUUUGGUCUUUCGUACCUGGGGGCAUUUUACAAUUAGCGUGUGUUAGUAUUCGGACAGCCACUCCGCUGCUCUUCGCGGAGUUGCUCUCUUACUGGUCUGCAAAUUCUACAAUAAGUAGAGAAACUGCUGCAUAUUACGCCGGUGGUAUGAUUUUGAGCAAUUGGAUAGCUGCCUUUUGCGGACACCAUGGAAAUUUUCUAUGUCAGCAAUUUGGAAUGAAGUUAAGGGUGGCCAUCAGUUCUCUAAUGUUUAGAAAGAUUAUGCGGAUGAACAAUGGUUCUUUGGGAGGCACAACGGCCGGAAAAGUUGUGAACAUACUGUCGAAUGAUCUGCAUCGAUUUGAUUUGGCGUUCCUCUUCCUACAUUAUGUAUGGAUUAUUCCACUACAGUUAGCCGCGGUUUCAUACCUGGGCUAUAUGCAAGCGGGUACUGCUGCUCUCAUCGGAUUGGCUGCUUUAAUUAUCAUAGCAUUGCCCGUCCAAGGUGGUCUUGGAACAUUUCUUGGCAAAAUAAGAUUUCGUACUGCAGAAAAAACAGAUGCACGGGUCAAAUUAAUGAGCGAAGUUAUUAAUGGAAUACAGGUGAUCAAAAUGUACGCGUGGGAAAUUCCGUUCCAAAAAGUAGUAGGGCAAAAACGUAUGGAUGAGCUGAAACAAAUAAAAAUUGCCUCCAUGAUGAGGGUUAUUUUCCUUGGUUUUAUGAUUUUUACAGAAAGAGCGGCCCUUUUCAUAACCAUUCUAUCACUUGUUUUGCUUGGAAAUGUAAUGACUGCUAAUGUUAUAUAUCCCUUACAACAAUUUAUGAACGCUGCUCAAAUUAAUAUAACGUUAGUUUUACCGUUAGUAUUAACAUUUACUGCUGAGCUUUUAGUUUCGAUGAAAAGAGUGGAACAAUUCCUUUCCUUGGAAGACAGACUUGACUUAAUUGACGAUAAAGCGAGCCCUCAAUCAAAUUUAUUUCGAAACGUGUCAGAUAAUCUCGAAGACUUUAAAGAAGUAUCCGUUAGGCCUUUAUCCUACCAACCAACAUCGGAAUUUUCUAUAAGCAAUGGUUCUUUACGGUCAGAGAAGAAAUUUCGAAGGAGUCUCUCGCAACCAGACUGUGAUAUUGCGGUUGAACUGCGGGACGUUAGCGCCAGUUGGACCGAUGACCCCAACUUAUUGGCACUCAAGAACAUUACUUCUUCGAUCUUACAACUACUGCUAAAGGAGUUACCUGCAGCUACUGGCAGCGUGUCAGUGUUUGGAAAAAUCUCGUACGCUUGCCAAGAAGCGUGGCUAUUCCCGAGUACAGUCAGAGAAAACAUCUUGUUCGGUAUGCCUUACGAUAAGGAGAAAUACAAUCAAGUGCGAAAAGUAUGUGCUUUAGAGAAGGAUUUCAAACAAUUUCCUUAUGGCGAUCAAACUCUAGUGGGUGAAAGAGGUGUAUCCCUCUCAGGAGGUCAGCGUGCCAGAAUCAAUUUGGCUCGGGCCGUCUACAGAGAGGCCGAUAUUUAUCUAUUGGACGAUCCGCUGUCAGCCGUGGAUGCAAAUGUAGGGCGUCAGCUUUUCGAAGAUUGCAUCAAUGGUUAUUUACGACAACGCACAAGAAUUUUAGUCACACAUCAAAUACAUUUCCUUAAAGCAGCUGACUACAUCAUUGUUCUAAAUGAGGGUGGCAUUGAAAAUAUGGGAACUUUCGAUGAAUUGGUAUCGUCAGGCAAAGAAUUAUCUAUGAUCAUGGCUUCAUUACAAGAAGGAAAAGACAAAAAUACAGAUAAUAAUACCUUGAAAGUUGAAGAAAAAGAGAAGGCAGGUUUAAAGAAGUCUGUGUCUAUUAGUGAACCCGAAGAACUAGAACAAUUUGAGGAGCAAAAGAUGGCUGCUGAAGAAAGACAAUCGGGAAAUCUUCGCUGGGAAGUUAUUUCUACAUACUUUAAGUCCGGAGGCAGCUUCUUUUUAGUAUCGUUCACUUUCUUAAUACUCGCUAUGACCUCUACAUCAGCAGCUGCUGCAGAUUAUUGGGUCAGUUUCUGGUCCAACCAAAUGGCAAAUUAUGAAGAAGAAACCGGCACUGCAAAUAUGGAGCCGGGUUUGGACGUACAAGUGGGUCCCUUUACGACUGGACAGUAUUUGAUCAUCCACGGUUGUCUAAUUGUAGCAGCCAUCAUAAUUACAAACUGUCGAGCUAUACCUUUUGCACAGCUAUGUUAUAACGCUUCUAAGAAACUACAUGACCUAAUGUUCUCAACAAUGAUUAAGGGCAUUAUGCGAUUCUUCGAUACUAGUUCUUCGGGCCGGAUCCUCAAUCGUUUUACAAAAGAUAUUGGUGCAGUCGAUGAAAUACUACCAAGAACUUUGUUUGAUGUUUUUCAAAUCUAUGGAACUAUGGCAGCUAUUCUUGUGCUAAAUGCUAUAGCAUUAUACUGGACAUUGAUACCAUCAGUCGUAUUGUUAACCUUAUUCGUGUUUUUCAUAAGGUUGUAUAUAAAAGCCGCUCAAGGGAUUAAACGGCUUGAGAGUAUUACAAAAAGUCCCGUUUUCGGUAUGGUCACGUCAUCAUUGAGUGGUAUUGCAACUAUCCGAUGCUGCGAUGCUCAAAAACGUCUCAUUGAUGAUUUCGAUACACAUCAGGAUUUGCACACAUCAGCGUGGAACGGCUAUUUGGGUGGUGGAUCCACUUUCGGAUUCUAUUUGGAUACAAUGUGCCUAGUUUAUCUUUCUUCUGUCAUCUUUGUCUUCUUGUAUCUUGACUUUGGUGAUUUGAUCCCCGUGGGCAGUGUAGGGUUGGCUGUGACACAAAGCAGCGCGCUCACUGCCAUGUUGCAGCACGGCGCUCGCAUGCUGGUGGAGUACGUCGCACAGCUCACCAGCGUUGAACGUGUGUUGGAGUACACUCGUGUCGAAACUGAAGAGAACCUCUUUGACGGACCAAUACCUAUUCCACCGACGUGGCCUUCAGAAGGAAGAAUUAUAUUUCAAAACGUAAACUUGCGGUACGGACCUGAUGAAGAUCCAGUAUUGAAGAAUUUAAAUCUUGUAGUUGAAAGUGGUUCGAAGGUGGGCAUCGUGGGUAGAACCGGCGCCGGCAAGUCAUCCUUAAUAUCAGCGUUGUUCAGAUUUGCACACAUAGACGGAAAGAUAACUAUUGAUGGAAUUGAUACUGCUAUGGUCUCUAAGCAGGGCUUACGUUCAAAAAUUUCUAUCAUUCCGCAAGAGCCCGUACUAUUUUCAGCAACAAUAAGAUACAAUCUUGACCCAUUCAACAUAUACAGUGACGACGAUAUCUGGAGAGCUCUCGAGCAGGUAGACAUGAAAGCGGCUGUUCCCUCUUUAGACUUCAAGGUGACUGAAGGUGGCUCCAACUUUUCUGUUGGUCAAAGACAGCUCAUGUGCUUAGCGCGCGCUGUGCUUCGGUCCAAUAAAAUAUUAAUAAUGGACGAGGCUACAGCAAAUGUUGACCCACAGACGGAUAAUUUCAUUCAACAAACAAUACGACGUCAAUUUGCAUCGUGCACUGUCCUGACGAUAGCACAUCGUUUGAACACUGUUAUGGACUCUGAUCGUGUCCUCGUAAUGAGUGGUGGUGUUAUCGCGGAAUAUGAUCACCCCUACAAACUGCUCUCAGAUCCCAACAGCAGUUUGUCCAGUAUGGUACGCGAAACCGGUGAGAAGAGCAGUCACAUAUUGUACCAAGUUGCCAAAGAUGCUUAUUUCAAAAAUAAUCUGAAAGAAGAUUUAAGAUGA
Molecule: messenger RNA, 4020 nt
Organism: Parnassius apollo (apollo)
Lineage: Eukaryota; Metazoa; Arthropoda; Insecta; Lepidoptera; Papilionidae
Source: the annotation of a GenBank genome assembly